AUGUCCACCUUGUCCGAGCUAUCUCGGCAUAGGACUUCAAGUGGUUCGCCUAUUGCCAAUCCUUGGACUGACUACUCUGCCAGAUCACUUUUACGCAUGUCUACUUCUCAAAACUCUACACCCGAUCGGAUACCUAAAGGGUUUGAGCAGUUUUUUGAAACUGCUCGCAAGAAUUCCAAGAAAGCUGCUGAUACCAAAGACAGCCGUUCUUCAGAUUCUGAUCCUGACGACGACGAAAGCAAUAAGAAACGAAGCACUAAUUCCCAAAAGGAGCAAGACAAGGAUUCAAACGACAAGAAUGGACCUGGACAGUCUUCUGACAAACGCAAAGGCUCAAAAGCCCCUCCAAAAGAUGGCGCUCCAGAAAUAUUUGAAUUCAAACUUAACUUGACUCCUGCAAACAUUGCAUUGUAUGGAUUGCCCUUGCUUUUCUUUUCCUGGCAAUUGUAUAGUCAGAUAGCAAGUGAUCAAGAAAUUACUUAUCAUGACUUCCGCAACAACAUGCUUGAUAAGGGGUAUGUCGAUCAUCUGGUAGUGGUCAAUAGAAAUGCUGUCAAAGUGUACCUGCGUCCAGAUGCUCCACAAAUGGCCCAUGUUGCCAAAAUCUCUGGAACUCCCAACAUUAGUCAUUUUCAUUUUACUAUUGGAAGCGUUGAAUCGUUUGAACGGAAUUUGGAAAUUGCUCAACGAGAACUUGGUAUUCCCACUCAUGAGCGCAUCCCGGUUUCUUUUACCAGUGAACUUAGCACAUCCUCUAUGCUUUUUACUCUAGCACCCACUCUUAUCUUUGUUGGUUUUAUCUACUGGAUGUCAAAACGCACCGGUGGUGCUGGAGGCGCGCAGGGAAUCUUUAGCAUGGGUAAAUCUCGAGCAAAACUUUUCAAUAGAGAAACUGAUAUCAAGGUCAAGUUCAAGGAUGUUGCCGGUAUGGAUGAAGCCAAGGAAGAAGUCAUGGAGUUUGUCAAAUUUUUGAAAGAUCCCGAUCACUAUGAAAAGCUAGGUGCCAAGAUUCCAAAAGGUGCUGUGCUGUCUGGUCCUCCAGGAACAGGAAAGACAUUGCUUGCCAAGGCUACUGCAGGCGAGGCUGGUGUUCCCUUUCUAAGUGUAUCUGGAUCCGAAUUCAUCGAGAUGUUUGUUGGUGUCGGCUCUUCACGUGUUCGUGAUCUAUUCGCUAGUGCCAAAAAAUACGCUCCUUGUAUUAUUUUUAUUGACGAGAUUGAUGCCAUUGGCAAGGCCCGUUCCAAGGGUGGUCAGAUGGGUGGAAAUGACGAACGUGAGAGCACUCUUAAUCAGCUUCUUGUAGAAAUGGACGGCUUUGAGUCGACAGAGCAUGUUGUUGUGCUCGCUGGUACUAAUAGACCUGAUGUUCUUGAUCCCGCACUUUUGCGUCCUGGUCGAUUUGAUCGUCAAAUUUCUAUUGAUCUGCCAGACAUCAAGGGUCGUGUUGCCAUCUUCAAGGUUCAUUUGCGACCUAUCAAGACACCCGAAGAUAUUGAAAAACUGGCUCGAAGACUUGCUGCACUCACCCCUGGAUUCUCUGGUGCCGAUGUAGCCAAUGUGUGCAAUGAGGCGGCUUUGAUUGCUGCUCGUGGUAACGCUCCCUCUGUUUUGAUUACUCACUUUGAAGCCGCCAUUGAGCGUGUUAUUGCUGGUCUUGAAAAACGUUCUCGUGUUCUCUCUCCUCAUGAGAAACGAAUUGUUGCACACCAUGAAGCUGGCCAUGCUGUUGCUGGAUGGUUUCUUGAGCAUGCUCAUCCACUUCUUAAAGUAUCCAUCAUUCCUCGUGGUAUGGGUGCUCUGGGCUAUGCUCAGUAUCUGCCAAAGGAAGAAUACUUGCAGUCGACUGCUCAAAUGCUUGAUAUGAUGUGCAUGACUUUGGGUGGACGUGUUUCUGAGCAGAUUUUCUUCAACUCCAUCACAACUGGUGCGCAGGAUGAUCUGCAAAAGGUGACCAAGAUGGCGUAUGCACAGGUAUCCACUUAUGGUAUGAGCGAAGCGCUCGGAAAUAUUUCAUAUGGUCGUCCUGACAGCCAGGAUGGUCAAUUUCAGAAACCUUACUCUGAGUCGACAUCUAAAAUGAUCGAUGAUGAAGUGCGUAAAAUUAUUGCUGCCGCUUUUGAGCGUACUAUUAAGCUGCUUACUGAGCGCAAGGAAGAUGUAUCCAAAGUUGCUCUUUUACUUUUAGAAAAAGAAGUUAUUGGGCGUGAUGAUAUGAUUACACUUCUGGGUCCCAGACCGGGCGGUGAAUCUGGAAAUUAUAUUGAAUAUUUGGGUGAUGGCAACUUUUUACGAGAUGAUGAUCCCCAUAAAACUCCUAAACUCUAA
This is a messenger RNA of Batrachochytrium dendrobatidis JAM81, 2325 nucleotides long. RefSeq lists its product as uncharacterized. The record is from RefSeq and is a predicted model, not a curated record. Gene Ontology annotation, biological process: mitochondrial protein processing. Gene Ontology annotation, molecular function: ATP binding; zinc ion binding; ATP-dependent peptidase activity. Lineage: Eukaryota; Fungi; Chytridiomycota; Chytridiomycetes; Rhizophydiales. The coding region runs from base 1 to 2325 and encodes 774 amino acids. Gene Ontology annotation, cellular component: membrane; m-AAA complex. The transcript has 3 exons.